ACAGACAAUUUCCGAGGACACAGGGUGAACUGAGUGUGACGGCAGGGCUUGGAUGUACCGCGGACAUUUUCGCUCUUUCAGUCUGUUAUUUUAAUAUUUGGUCAUGGUUAAUGCUAAGAUAGUGUCUUACUGUCAGGUCGGACUUGACUUCUAUGAAUUCCUGAAGGAGACAAGUCGAGCAUCUGUCACAGACAAAGAACAACUGAAAGUUAUUUACAACAGUGAGUUCAGGAACAGGAAUGCAGGGAUAAAAGACCCAUGCUUUGGAUCAGUCCUCUAUGGGCUGAGAUCUUGCAACAAAAUCACAAGAGGAAAAGGAGGCAACCAAAUCCGCUUCAGUACCCAGGUCAAAGCUCUGUACCUGGACCAGUGGCACUCACCCCGGGGCCAGCAAUCAGUGCCGGUCCAGAAUGGAGCAUGUGGUUCUGGGUUGGUCCAGGAUGUCGUAUCUGCAGACGGUGCAGAGGCGGGGGUUCGAGGCCGUAGGAAACUGGCUAAUCUUCUGAUGAAGAAACUGAAGAUAGACAGAUCUCAGUUCAUCUGUGACAAAAAUGGAAUUAAAAUCACCUCUGACCCUCAUUUUGAGAAUGGGAGGCUGUCUGUGUGCGUGGAAGACACGUUUGAGUACCAACUAUAUCUCAGUGUUGAAAACACUGGGACAGAAGCGGUAUAUUUUACCUACUACACCCCUCUGCACUGGCUCCGCUACUUCACUCUGACGGAUGAACAAAAAGUGACCAAGACAAACCCUCUGUUACUGAAACCAGGUGACAGCUAUGAAAUCCAGGUUUACUUCAGCUGCAGUUUGGUUGGCUACUAUCCGGCCACACUGGCCUUUGAAUUCAAGCCGGACCUGCAGACCUCCACUACCUUUCACAUUGUGCGUUAUAUUGAGGCUCAGUGUAUGACCACACUGGGAAAGGAGCUGGCACCCGAGGCCCCAUACAAACCUCGCUCCCUCCCUCCCUGGGUCCCUGUAACGGAUUGUUCGAUUGUGGACGGGCUGCGACCUGAUGGUCUGUCUGUGAUGCAGCUGAAAAAUGAAGUUCAGCUAAAACCGUAUCGAAUACCAGACUACAUGAACCAGCUCAUCAGGUCACUGAAGCAACCUGGAUCCUCCUCUGAUAAAAGAGAGUAUUUGUUAGAAACCCCCCUGUGCUGGAAGAACUACGCUGAAAAGUUCAAGUUGCUGCUGUAUCUGGAGGAACUUCAGAUGGAGGUGGACAUCAGGAGAUACAACAUCCCCAACAGUGAGAGAGAAGACGCCACGAUGGUCAGAGACCCCGUCAACAAGAAACUUCUCAUUCUAGAGGUACCUGGUGUGUCUGAGAACCGUCCAUCUGUACUACGAGGGGACGAGCUGCUGGUGUAUCCUGUUGGACAAACGGGGACCAAGUACCGUGGUUAUGUCCACAGUGUUCAGCUGGACAGUGUUAAACUGGGCUUUAGCUCACAACUGCUGGAUUUCUUCAUCGAAGGCAUGAAGUUUAACGUUGAGUUCACGAUCAACCGGCUGACCCUACGCAUUCAGCACCGUGCAGCAGAGUUUGCAGCCAGAUAUGAACUCAAACCAGUGUUGUUCCCUACUGCACCGCCCUCCUCCUAUGAGAAACCUUCACUUCUCAAACUGAGGCUGUUUGACUAUCAGCUGGAGAGAAACCCAGAGCAGUAUGCAGCUGUGCAGCACAUUGUAGCUGGUUCAUCCAAGCCUGCUCCUUACCUGGUGUUUGGUCCACCUGGCACAGGUAAAACUGUGACAAUGGUGGAAGCCAUUAAGCAGAUAGAGUACACUGACCCCACCUGCCACAUCCUGGCCUGUGCGCCUUCAAACAGUGCUGCUGAUCUACUCUGCAAGAAAAUUCUGGAGCACGUAGACAAGCGUAAAGUGUUCCGAAUGUACGCCAGCAGCCGGGAUCCGCAAGUUGUUCCCGAAGAACUCAAGGAGUGCUCUAACCUGGUUGGGAACUCCUAUGUUUAUCCUGCUAAAGAGAAGCUGAUGGAGUACAGGAUCAUGGUGACCACUCUGUUGACCGCUGGAAGGCUGGUUUCAGGAAACAUUCCCAUCGGUCAUUUCACUCAUGUGUUUGUGGAUGAGGCUGGACACGCUGUGGAGACCGAAUGCAUUGUGCCUUUGGCAGGGCUGCUCAAUCCAGAAUCUGGUCAAGUAGUUCUGGCUGGAGACCCCAAACAGCUCGGACCCAUAAUCAGAUCCCCAUUUGCGCAGAAAUAUGGCCUGGGCGUGUCCCUGUUGGAGCGAAUGAUGAAAACGAUCCCAUUGUACCAAAAGAACGAGGGGGUGUUCGACAGUCGAUUUGUCACCAAGCUGAUCCGCAACUACAGGUCCCAUCCUGCUAUCCUGAAGGUUCCCAAUGAACUCUUCUAUGAUAAUGAGCUCCAGGCUUGUGCGGAUGAAGUAUUACGCAGCUCUUACUGCAGAUGGGAAUACCUCCCGAAGCAGAAUUUCCCAGUGAUCUUCCACGGGGUGACCGGUGUUGAUGAGCGUGAGAAGAGCAGUCCGUCAUUCUUCAACAGAUCAGAGGUGGAGGUGCUGAUGGACUAUGUGAGGAAACUACUGCAGGGACAGGGCAAGAAGGGUCUGGCUAUGAUUGCACCCAAAGACAUAGGCAUCAUCGCCCCCUACAGGAAGCAGGUCCAGAAAAUCCGUAAAGCCCUGGAGAAAGUUGGAAAAGACCUCAAAAGUAAAACUAUGCACCAUCUGAAGGUGGGUUCAGUGGAGGAGUUCCAGGGUCAGGAGAGGAGGGUGAUCAUGGUGUCUGCAGUUCGAAGCAGCCCUAACUACGCCCAGAUAGACCAACAGUUCAACCUGGGCUUUGUGAAGAAUGAGAAGAGGUUCAAUGUGGCUGUGACUCGAGCCAAAGCCCUGCUGAUCGUGGUGGGAAACCCCAGAGUGCUGAGAACAGACCCUACAUGGAACUGUUUCCUCCAGUAUUGUAAGGAUGAAGGAGGCUACACUGGUUAUGAUCACAGAGAGGAAGAUGAUGAUGUGGUGGAGAGACUCUCUGCUCUCUACAUCACCAUUGAGGAGCAAGUGGAGACGGCAGAGAGCAUCAUUCAGCAGCACCUGGACCCAGAGUGGAGGAAUGACCUAUGAGACGGAGGCCCAGCUUCUCCCACAGAGAGAUUUGUCUUAACCCAUAAAGACCCAAACAUCCACCACCAAUCAAAAGCAUCUACUGAUCUAAACUGUUCAAUCAGGGUUCCCACAGGGUCUUAAAAUGUCUAAAAAGUCUUGAAUUUCCAAAUC
Molecule: messenger RNA, 3265 nt
Organism: Sphaeramia orbicularis (orbiculate cardinalfish)
Lineage: Eukaryota; Metazoa; Chordata; Actinopteri; Kurtiformes; Apogonidae
Product: putative helicase mov-10-B.1
Exons: 23
Coding region: 104-3112 (1002 amino acids)
Molecular function (GO): 5'-3' RNA helicase activity; RNA binding
Source: RefSeq, a predicted model, not a curated record